Messenger RNA from Acanthosepion pharaonis, 1605 nucleotides. Lineage: Eukaryota; Metazoa; Mollusca; Cephalopoda; Sepiida; Sepiidae. The record is from the annotation of a GenBank genome assembly.
AUGUCUAUGAAUGUUGAUGAACAAGACCUUUACCUUUUCUUCUUUUUUUCUUCUUUCCACUGUUCUUUUCUUCCUUCCUCUCUUUUUAUUCUGACCUUCUCAGCUUCUCUCCGUCACUUCCUUUCUUUCUCACCCUUCUUUAAUUUUCCUUCUCCGUCUGUCUGUCUGUCUGUCUGUCUGUCUCUCUCUCUCUCUCUCUCUCUCUCUCUCUUUUUCUUCGCUUAUACUCUCUUUUCUUUCUUCUUUCCUUUCGUUCCAGCUCUUCCUAUCUCCUUUCUUUCUUUCCCAUUUUUUUCUUUUCGUUUGUUUCUUGCUUUUUUCUUUCUUUCUUUCUUUUUUCUUUCUUUCUUUCUCUUGACAUAUAUCUUUUUCUCGCCCUCUCUCUUUCCUUCCUUCCUUCCUUCUUUCUUUCUUUUCCCAUCUUUCUUUCUUUCUUUCUUUCUCUUGACAUAUAUCUUUUUCUCUCUCUCUCUCUCUUUCCUUCCUUCUUUCUUUUUUCUUUCUUUCUUUCAUUCUUUUUCUUUCUUUCUUACUUUCCCUUUACAUAUAUCUUUUUUCACGCCCUCUCUCUUUCUUUCCUUCCUUCAUUCCUUCCUUCCUUCUUUCUUUCUUAAUUUCUUUUUCCUUCUUCUUUCUUUCUUUCUCUUGACAUAUAUCUUUUUCUCGUCCUCUCUCUUUCCUUCUUUCUUUCUUUCGUUUUCCUUCUUUCUUUCUUUCUCUUUACAUAUAUAUUUUUUCUCGCCCUCUCUCUUUCCUUCCUUCCUUUUUUCUUUCUUUUCCCUUCUUUCUUUCUUUCUUUCUUUCUUUUCUCUUUACGUCUAUCUUUUUUCUCGCCCUCUCUCUUUCCCUCCUUUUUUCUUUCUUUCUUUCUUUCUUUUUCCUUCUUUCUUUCUUUCUCUUGACAUAUAUGUUUUUUCACGCCCUCUCUCUUUCAUUCCUUCUUACUUUGUUUCUUUUUCCUUCUUUCUUUCUCUUUACUCUCUUUCUUUUCCUUUCUUUCUUUCUUUCUUUCUUUCUUUCUUUCUUUCUUUCUUUCUUUCACCUGUUUCUAUUUUCUCAUACGCUCCUUCUCAGUUUCUUUCUCUUCCUUCCUUCUCUUUUGUCUCUCUUUCUUUCCUCUCUCUCCCCGUCUUUAUUCAUACCUUCCUUCUCAGUGUCUUUAUUUUCCUUCCUUCCUUCCUUCCUUGGUCUCUCUCUUUACUCAUAAUUUCCUUCUCAGUAUCUUCCUUUUCUUUCCUUACUUCUUUCUUUCUCCCCCCCCUCUCUCUUUCUUUCUCUUUACUCAUAACUUCCAUCUCCGUAUCUUUCUUUUCCUUCCUUACUUCUUUCUUUCCUGUCUCUCUCUCUGCUCAUACCUUCCUUCUUAGUUCUUUUCUUUCCUUACCUUCUUCUUUCUUUACUAUCUUUCUCUUCCUUCCUUCCUUCCGCCCUUCCUUCAUUUCUUUCUUUCUUUCUUUCUUUCUUUCCUGUCUCUCUCUCUUUGCUCAUACUUUCCUUCUUAGUCUCUUUCUUUUCCUUCCUUACUCCCUCCUUUCUCUCUCUCCCCCCUCUCUCUCUCGCUCUCUUUACUUAUACCUUCCCUCUCAGCUUUUCGCUUUUACUUAA